AUUAGCUUUCCUCGACACUUGAAACUGACUCCUUCUGCCCAUUAACUAAUGGAAGGGUCCCUCUGUUUCCUAUAUAACAUAUGCCCCUGCAUUACUCUUUCUGCUGCCCACCGCUUCUUCUUCGCCUCCUACGCAUUCAUCAUCUCCAUCUUCAUCUUCCUCUUCUUUCUCUUUCUUCUUCAUAGAGUCAAGAUGGAGGUAGAAAAGGGGCAGCUGGCAGCGGCCAUGAACGCGACCAUUGUCGGGUCGGGCAAUGAAUCCAUAAUUCUGGGUCACGGGUAUGGAGCAGACCAGUCCUUUUGGGCCAAAAUCCUCCCGGCCCUGGCCGGACACUUCCGGGUUCUCCUCUUUGACUGGGCCUUCUCGGGCGCCGUCGAGGAUCGGACCCUGUUCGACCCGGAGAAGCAUUCCUCGCUUGGAGCUUUUGCCGACGACUUGAUCGCUCUGGUGGACGAGGUCGGGUUCGGACCCUCCGUUUUCGUCGGACACUCCAUGUCCGGCAUGAUUGGAUGCAUUGCUUCCGUUAAAAGACCCGAACUCUUUAAGAGGCUUGUGCUCAUCGGAGCUUCUCCAAGGUACAUAAAUUUAGAAGAUUACAAGGGGGGCUUUGAGAAGUCAAAUGUUGAGGAGAUGCUCACUAGCUUAGAAUUAGAUUACGACAAGUGGGCUUCAUUUUUUAGCACUUUCGUUGCGAGUGCGCAUGACUUGCCCACUGUCGAUUUGUACUAUGCAAGCCUCAAAAGAAUGCGACCUAAAGUCGCCCUCUCCGUCGCUAAAACCAUCUUUUACGGUGACUACCGAGACGUCCUGCCCAAGGUCGUCAUCCCAUGCACCAUCAUACAGACUGCCAACGAUGUUGCAGUUCCCAUCUCAGUCGCCCACUACAUGCAUGACAAGAUUGGCGGGGAAUCAACAGUGGAGAUGAUCGAGUUCCCGGGGCAUUAUCCGCAACUCAGUGCGCCUCAUCUAUUGCUUGAUGUGCUCGGUCGAGUCCUAGGCUUUGAUAUUGGAUCGAGUUUAAGGAAAACGCAUGCUUAAUAAAUAGAAGAGGAAAUCGUAUGUGCAUGUGCACUGUUCUUUAUGCAUUGCUCUAUUCUACUCUCUACUCAGCAAGGUCAAUAAUGAUUAGCAUUCUUGUUUUGAAUAAUUAUAGGGAUAUGCCGGGGUUUAUUGGUGUAACUCUAUGAAUGGUAUACUAUAAGAGAAUAAUGGGGUAGAGAGUAUCUAGGGGUUUAAUUAGGGGUGUAACUUUAUGAACAGUAUGGUACAAUGUAAAGAGAACGAAUUGGUAGAAUAUAUUGUGUAUUUGUAAUAAAAACUAGUAUUGUGGCUUGUUGAA
This is a messenger RNA of Malania oleifera, 1339 nucleotides long. Its product is annotated as strigolactone esterase D14-like. The record is from RefSeq and is a predicted model, not a curated record. The transcript is spliced from 2 exons. NCBI's taxonomy places the organism in Eukaryota, Viridiplantae, Streptophyta, Magnoliopsida, Santalales, Ximeniaceae. The coding region runs from base 49 to 1038 and encodes 329 amino acids.